CAUAACAAGCUUGUCGUUUUCAACCAUCAUGGCUAACCCACGAAAGUUCAGCGAGAAGAUAGCCCUCCACAACCAGAAACAGGCGGAGGAAACGGCCGCCUUUGAGGCUAUCAUAAAGGAAGUAACGAGUGCCACCCGUGGACAGGCGUAUCCGAGGCAGCACCUUCCAAUAUCGCAGAAUCUCGGCGCGUACCGAGGCGGGUCUCUGCCGAACGUCAAUCAGAUCGGACCAGGGAUAGACUUGCAGACGGCCCUGCAGCACCUGGAAGACAUACGGCAGCCGGACACGAAGCAGGCGAGGUCGAAUCUGGUGGAGCGCAUUCACCGGGAGAGGAGCAGACAGAUAGGGCCACACAGGCGAGCCCUGCCCGUCGACAAACGUACAGAUUGCUCUCCAUACGGAUCGGCAUAUUUAUCACCCCCGCCGGACACUAGCUGGAGAAGAACAAAUUCUGACUCUGCGUUACACACGAGUGCGAUGGCGCCCUCUAUGAAUAACCACCACUUGACGAGCCCGUCGACUCCGCCAACACACCGCAGAAUUGCUGAAAUGGUGGGUGAAAAUGUUGCAGCUCAAGACAGCCUCAACAUGAAAUCUUACUGGGAUCCCAAGAAACUUGUACAGUCAAGACCGAAGUCAUGUGAAGUUCCAAACAUUAAUAUCUACCCGUCACCGCAGAGUGAACAGGAAUCGAACAACAUUCACAUCCCGAUCUCCAACAACACUGGCUCCCUGCCUGACCUGACGGUGCUGCACUUCCCGUCGCCCCUAGCAACGCCGCUGGACGUGGACGGCGACCAAUCGUACGUGACGGGCACGAGCCCCGUGAACCUGUCGCCGACCAACGCCCACCACAUGAACAUGGGCUCGCCCCAGCACGCCAGUCCGCAGAGUCCCGUGCAGAGACGCAGACACGUACAGGCCGUGCCCAGUCCGCUCGUACUCAACAACGCAAAUCAAAUGCAGAUUCCUCUCUCGCCACCGGUUUCCACUGUGGAUCCUAGUAACUUGUGUGUCGACCCUAGAAUACGACAACAGUACUUGUUAUAUUUACAACAACGGCAGCGGGCUAACAAUGGUCAGGCCCCUCGCCACCGGUCUCAGCCCAGACUUUCUAUAUUUAAUAACGUCCAUCACACGAUGUCACCCGUUCAAAUGUCAGCAUCGUGUGAACAAGUACAACAAACACAGGCGUCGAUGUCUCAGUACAGAAACAGCGUCUCCGACUCAAACUGCCAGUCCCCGACGUCCCCCCUCUCCCAGCCCUCAUACUCCCCCUCCCAGUCUCCCGGCCUGUCGUCCACAUCGAUGAACAACAACUCACCGUUCGCAGAGGCCUACUUCAUUCAGCAGCAGCAGCAGACGAACGCAUUACAGCAUCAAUUUGAACAGUUCAAUAUGGACAAUCCACCAAACUCAACAAUAGACUCCAUGACAAACUGUAGCACAACGUACUCUAACACUCACCCCUCGCUGAACUUCUCACAAGCAGUCCUCCACAGCCUGACGGGCAGCCUCGACUACCAGGGGCAGCAACUCUUCCACGGUAUUGACCUGAACAACUUACAGCAGCAACAGCAGGGCAUGCCGAUGAAUCAGACGCCCACGUCGCCGCACCAUUCGCAGACUCUACACGGACAGCAGCUGUCACCAUCGGCCAACAACAAAAUACCUGACAUUGUACUCACCGGGACCACUGGAUUGCAGGGGGGUGACAGCUUAUUCAUUGUUGAACCGUGGCUAUAUUGUAGUGCUGAUGAUAAUUUAGGUCGACCUCCGCCAGAUUUUGCCAAAGAUCUUGGGAACGCCAUCACGGGGAUGGCCGAUGGUUUUGACACAGACUUUUUCUCAACGGACGAGGCUUUCAAAGCGGGACUUGAUCCCCUGGACCUUGAUGGACUGCAGAUGUUAACGGACCCAAACAUGGUCACGGAUCCCGCUACAGAAGACACGUUUAAAUUAGACCGGUUAUAAUGCACAGACACACAGUCACACAUUUAAAAAAAAAAAAAAUCAUCUCAUUUUCCUUUUUUAAAAAAAACAACAAACAAAACAAAACACUUAACACAAUUUUUUCUCAUAGCUUAAGAGUGGCGGUCGACACAGUGCCACUCUGCUUUUCGCACGUAGCUCACCGAAAUGGUUUCCAUGACGAUGAUGGCUUUAAAAUAAAAUUUACAUAUAUAAAUAUAUAUAGAUAUAUAUAUAUAUAUUUAAAUGUUCAAAACAUAUAUGUGCUCUGACCGGUCAGUUUGUGUGCCAAUUGUGCUUGUUGCCAUGACAACUGUUCUGUUGUGUGUUCAUUUUGGCAUCAAAGGAUGUGGAAAUGUUAAUGAUGGAUAAUGGCUUGUGCAGUCAUUAAAAAAAGGUUAAAACGUUCAGCUGGGAUAUGGCUGGCAUUAUCAUGAAUUCGGCAAUAUAAUAUAUAUCAAGCCUCGUGGAUUGAGUCCGGUUUCAUGUGAAGUGCUACAGAGAUUUUGUGCAGUCAUU
Messenger RNA from Gigantopelta aegis, 2491 nucleotides. RefSeq names its product CREB-regulated transcription coactivator 1-like. The transcript has 13 exons. Lineage: Eukaryota; Metazoa; Mollusca; Gastropoda; Neomphalida; Peltospiridae. Gene Ontology annotation, biological process: positive regulation of transcription by RNA polymerase II; protein homotetramerization. Gene Ontology annotation, molecular function: cAMP response element binding protein binding. Gene Ontology annotation, cellular component: nucleus; cytoplasm. The record is from RefSeq and is a predicted model, not a curated record. Bases 29 to 1975 code for a protein of 648 amino acids.